AUGGGAAAUUUUAAAGAAAAACAUCAACAACGGAAAUCAGAACUUGCAAUGAAACUUGUUUGUUUCAUAAUUUUAAUAUUUUUUUCAAGUUCAAGUGAUGCUCAAUAUGAGCUUCCCGAAGGGACAACUUGUGAUGAUUUUUGUGAAAUAAAUUCUAAUAUUGAUCCGUCGCAGGUGCAUGAUAUUUAUUACCUUACUGACUUAAUUCCAUACUUUUUCGACGUGGACGUAAGUUGCACUUAUAUUAAUGUAUCAAAACCAGAUGAAAAUGGAAUGCAGUUUUUUCAAAGAAUUGAAAGAUAUAAAGGUGAACAUCGAGAGACUGGUGGUAGUUUCAUUAUUAAUGAUUCAGCCGUGGAACUAGUGUUUAGUGAUUUGGGUCUUCCAUUUUCUGGCAAAUUUCUGGCUAUUACACCAAAUAUUAUUGCAUUCGUUUACUGCAAUGACUGCGGUUUCUUUGAAAAGGAAGGCGCUGGAGUUUACAUUUACAUUUUCUCAAAACUCGCUUUCCCUGAGUGUGAUGAUUUAAAUCCGAUAAUGGACGUCUUCGAUAAAUGUGGAAUUCCAAGUUCUGAGUUUACGAAAGUUGGGCAGUCAAAUUGUAAUGAAUGUUAACAUUCAACUCAUUUGAUGGAAUAUUAUUUAAAUGAAGAAUUAUUCAUAUUUUAUGAAGCUUCUAUCUAACGUCUUAGCUACAGUUAAGUGAAUUUAAUCAAUAAAAAAAUGUGAAAUAG
This is a messenger RNA of Clunio marinus, 734 nucleotides long. Lineage: Eukaryota; Metazoa; Arthropoda; Insecta; Diptera; Chironomidae. The record is from the annotation of a GenBank genome assembly.